AUGCUAGCAUUUUCUUUGUGGCGUCACGUUCAAUGUGCCGGACUUAGGUUCUUGGACUACUUUGCCGGACCAGGGGUCGUCAUCGAGAAGCAGCCCAUUGUCGUGGGCUCUAGGCGGUUUCCGACGUACCCGUACUACCUGGAUGACUUGGUCAACGGGGCACUCCCGGGCUUCGUGCCGCGAGUGCGCAUGGACCGGUUUGAGAAGGUCGGCGGCCGCGUCGAGGUGAAUCCGCAGCUCUUUGAGACCUGCGUUGGCAUCGUGGAGGCUGUGGCCAAGCCUGGCCUGUGCGUGCUGAUCUUCCUGCCGGGACUCUCGGAGAUCGAGCAGCUGCACGAGGCCUUCUAUGGCCGCACUCGGAAAUGCCCGCUGGACUACCACAUGCUGCACUCAGUUGUCCCCCAUGAGCAGCAGAAGCGUGCGCUUCUUCCGCCACCGGCUGGACACUGCAAGGUGGUUCUAUCCACAAAUAUCGCGGAGUCCUCCAUCACAAUCCCGGAUGUCCGAUAUGUCCUGGACUUCGGCAUCGUGCGGAAGAUGGUCUUUGACGAAGAGCGGGCCAUGCAGAGCCUUUGCAACACCUGGAGCUCGCAGGCAACCUGCCGUCAGCGCCGUGGCCGCUGUGGGCGAUUGCAGGAUGGCGUAAUUAUUUAUCUCUUCCCCCGCAAUCACUACGAUCGACUGCAGCCAUACGCCUCUCCUGAGGUGCUUGGCGUUCCACUGGAGUCCAUCUACCUCAAGAGUCGAGUGUUGCUCCAUCACCUGGGUUCCCCAGAGAAGCUUCUGAGUCAGCUCAUCGACUCUCCGCCGCAGCAGCGCAUCGCUGCUGCGGCGCAGAACUUGAAGGACCUGGGCGCUUUGAAGGGAGACCAGGUGGCGUCACUGGGCCGCAUUGCGGUCUUCAUGCCCACGACGAUUCAGCUCACCAAGUUGGUAGUGCUCUCCUGGGCAUUGGGCAUCCCUGCGGAUGGCAUCGUCAUUGCCGCCGCGCUCAGCACGCAGGACGUCUUCAAGAUGGCGGCGCCUGCCAACUGCAGAAACUUGGAGGAUUUCCCGGCGCACCUUGCGCACAAUUACAUCACCCGCUGCCGCUUCGAUGCCGGACAGUUCUCCGAGCCCAUCAUGUACCGGAACCUCUACAAGGAGUAUCUGACGGUGCCGAAGACCCAGGCCCGGCAGUAUCACCAGUGGCUGGAUGAGAGCUGCGUCUCUGUGAGCCGCAUGAGCCAGUUCGCCGCGCUGGUGGUGGAGCUGGCGGCCAAGCUGGGCGCUGCUGUGCCCAGCGCCAAGGCGCAUCCGGCUCUGAAGAUACUCACUGCUUUGAAGAGGUCACAGCAGCUUCCAGCAGAGGAAGUGGAGCGGCUCUUCACUCAGGACUACGACAGGCUGAAGUUUGCAAUCGUCGGGGCAUUCCAGCCGUCUUUCGUGCAAGGUGAGAUCAAUACGCAGAACAAGAACAAGGGCAAGAUCAACAACUGCGGCUUUGAUCCAAUGAAGACCUGUCUGCUACAGUCGAUCAAGCCGGCGGAGAUGGCCGACGUGAACAAUCUCUGGGAGUUUUGCAGCAGUCUGGCGCCGACCAAGGACGUGAAGCUCAAUGACACUGGCAAGAUGGCCUUCAUCGAAUGCGGCGAUGAUAGGCAGGUGAGGGUGCCUCCCAGCGAUGUGGUGCGUCAGAUGCCCGUGGUUGCACAGCUGCUUCAUCAGCUCAUGCGGCAGCCGUGCAGGUUUCAGGUGUUGACAAGCCAGGGCAUCCGGCACGAAGCCUCCAAGAUCGGCUCGCCGAAUUUCUUGAACGGCAUGAAGUGGCACGUCAACGGCAUGCGCACCAUGGGCUCACCGUACUGGCGGUCCAACAUGGGCUACAUGUGCGAGAUGCGGGGUGAGUUGAAAUGCCACUGGGGUGUGUGCUCUUCGCUGUUGGGCCGGGAAGGCCCUGACCAAGUUCGCAUCACUGGUCUCACGAUCCUGCCUCCGCCGGGUUCCAUGUCGGGGACCGUGAUGAUCUUGGCCUUUUUGAACGGACCCUUCAAGGUGACAUUCCUCGGGGACCCUGAAGGCUUUCAUGGAGUGCAAGUGACCGCUGCCGACCAAGCAAACGUUCUUCAGGAUCGCGAGCUGCACAAGUACAUCCUUCGGAGCGCCCGGGGCGAUGCCGAGCCCAACGAGGCCCUGCAGAGAAGAUCGGAAGACUUCAACAAGGCGAUCAGCCGGGCGACGGCUGCCAUGCUGGGCAGCAUGGCCACAUCUUUAGUGCUGUGGAUAGUUGGGCUUGGAUUGCUCCUGUUCAAGGACCUGUCACACUGUCCAGAGAUUCGCGCCCUGAUGCCCAUGGUGGUGGUGUGCUGCGUCAUCCCCAUCCAGCAGAUGUGCUGCGAGGCCUCGUGCUUUGCCAGCCUCUUUGCGCUUCAUGGGUUGGCGGAGAUCGCAGACCGCCACGAUCAGGCCCGGCCUAUGGUCCUCUCCUUUGCGCCGGGCUGGUGGAGCCUAAGGGAGAUGUCUUUGCUCAAUGACUUCCGUAUGGCCAUGGAUGAGCUGCUUGCUUCGCCGGAGCAGGAAGCUGCGGACUUCGCCAGUAAUACGUUUGAGGAUCUCAUGCAGGCGGUUGAGCAGCAGAAGCGCUGGGGUGGCACGAAGGAUGCCAACACCUUCUUGCCAGAUGCAGAUUACAGCAUUGCCAGAGAGCAACAGGUUGAGGCUCGGCUGGUGGUGCCGUCUCGUGGUAACUUGGAGCUGUACGAGGUGGGGCAGAGCCACGCAUGCGCGCGGCAGCAUGAGAGGCGUGCAGAGUUUGCCUGCGAGCAGGACGGUGCUCAGGAGACUUUCCGGGCAUCGCCCAGUUGGCUAGCAUCCCUCUCUUCGCUGGGCAGAUCCGACUUGGAGGGCGACCUGCAGAUUCUGCGGACGAAGUUCGGCCUUGCUUCAGCCACGCUGGAAAGGAGGGCUGUGAACAUCUCCGGUGCUCUUCCAGCUGUGGAGGCGGCGCGCAAGGAACUCGUCGAAGGCAUCCUGCAGUAUUAUGGCACGCAGGUGGAGUGGAGUGCCGCAGAGCUGCCGGCAGAGCCAGAAGAGGAGCCGCCAACACGAGCCAUCCCCAAGAGGCCUUUACCCGAGGAGCCUCAGCCAGAGAUGGAGGCAUGGGGAGAUGCACCCGAGGCUGGCGAGGUCAGCUGGGAUCAAGGCCAGCCAGGUGAGCAGCUGCCAGGCCUGCGGGAGGCGCUGCGACGCAUCGAUCUCGAGCACUUAGCAGCGACCAUAGAGCACUGGGCGAUCGAGAAUGGCGCAGUUUCGGUCAACGAGGUCGCAGAGAACCUUGAGAUGAUGAUAGACGAGUUGGGCCUCGGCGCAGCUGACGCGCAGCGGUUGCAGCAGCUGUAGCG
This is a messenger RNA of Effrenium voratum, 3380 nucleotides long. NCBI's taxonomy places the organism in Eukaryota, Dinophyceae, Suessiales, Symbiodiniaceae. The record is from the annotation of a GenBank genome assembly.